UGGAGUAUUAUCUAAUCUUUUGAUGAGACCCUGCUUGCGGCACUUGUCGAAAAAAGUGUCGUAAAUGCGACCGCGCCCGCCCAACCUGUGAACGAUGUCGCCUUAAAGGGCUACAUUGCGAGGGUUACCCCCCACGAUAUCGGUUCAUGCAAGAUCAUGUCUCCACCGUCAAUGGGCGUAGGGAUCGGUCAAGCCGCCCUAGGGAGGCGAGUUCCGAUCAGAUUUCUUUGGAUCCCACCCCAACAGCACCUAAUAGAAGGUCCAAGCGGCUAGGUAAAAGGCCAGCUAAUGCACAACAGCCAAAGCCUCCUUUGAGCAAGUCUUAUCGCCUAUCUGGAGCUCAUCAACCCGGAGAUACUGAUAAAAGAAACGCCGAAAAAACCAUUGACGAUCUCUUAAAAGCCGAGGAGAAUCAGGAUCUUCUUUUAUACUUUGAUAAGACCGUAUGCAACACCAUGGUCAUCGAUGCAGAUGGUGUGGAUAACCCAUUUCGGAGCUACAUUCUCCCCCUCGCAUACCGGGAUCUCGGAAUUCUUCACGCCGUGCUUGCUCUGAGUUCAUGCCAUAUCGUGACAUCCGAAAGCAAUACGCAAGCUAAAGUCAAUGCAGCCAUCAUGAUAGAGCAUCAGUUGUCUGCUUUGCAAUCUCUGAGCUCGCUUCUGUUAAAAGAGGAGCUGUAUAGCCUUGCGGAUGAGGAAGAAGACAUACUUCUUGCCACUGUUCUUUUGCUCGUUCUUCAUGAUGUCUGCGAGUCAGGAAUUUCAUCACACGGUGUGCAUCUCACGGGAACCGGCUUUAUUUGUAGAAAGAUUUGUCAACACCCGCAAGCGCUCGCUUCACCACGAACGACAUUUCUUCUUACGGCGUUAUCAUGGCUUGAUGUUCUGAGAGGGUUCAGUGGUGCUGAAAAAAUGGCGUACACGGAUGAUGUUCGCCGCUUCAUUUUGGAAACAGAAUAUUUUAGCCUUGAGACACUAGUAGGGUGUCCGGUCGAUCUCUUCUAUAACAUCGGCGGUGUUCUGGAGGCGGCAAAACAAUUCAUGGAUGGAUCAAUUACCCUCGGGCCAUUUCAAACCGCCCUAGACGAAGCGGACCUAUUCUUUCGCGAGUGGAACCCAGAAGAAUCGUCAUACCCGACUCAGUCCAGCGAUUGGAAGGCACUCGCCGAGGCAUAUCGCCAUGUUUGCAUAAUCCGAGUGUUACGCUUUCCAGACACACGAGCGAUUCCAUGUGAAGACCCACGCAUCCAGGCCUCUGUUGUUUCGAUUCUGGAUGCCUCAGCUUCCAUAUCCACCAAAUCCCCGUUCUUUAAACGUCUGCUAUUUCCCUUGUUCAUUGCCGGCUGUGAGAGCUCGAUCCCUCAUCAAAAAAGAUAUGUGGAUCUAUGCAUUGAUGAGAUCAAGAAAACAACUGGCUUCCAGCAUCUUGCAAUGACCAAUCUUUUAGACCAGGUGUGGGAUGCAAGAAAGCAACAGAUAGACGCAUCCAUCAACAUACCAUGGAUGGAAUAUACUUGUUCUACUGACCUAGUUCGACAACACGAUUACCUGUUCUUUUGACCAUCACGUUGACCUGCCUCCCCGCCAUUUCUCUCAAUGAACGUUAUUGACGUCGAAGUCUUUCUUAUGUAACAAAUCCUCCGUGCCGCUAUCACUGAAAGUUGAAAUAAAUUGGUUCAUCAGUGAAAGACGAAUCUUAUUCUAUCGCUC
Aspergillus steynii IBT 23096 is the source of this 1709-nucleotide messenger RNA. Its product is annotated as fungal specific transcription factor domain-containing protein. Gene Ontology annotation, molecular function: transcription cis-regulatory region binding; DNA-binding transcription factor activity. NCBI's taxonomy places the organism in Eukaryota, Fungi, Ascomycota, Eurotiomycetes, Eurotiales, Aspergillaceae. The transcript is spliced from 6 exons. Gene Ontology annotation, cellular component: nucleus. Bases 147 to 1559 code for a protein of 470 amino acids. The record is from RefSeq and is a predicted model, not a curated record. Gene Ontology annotation, biological process: positive regulation of transcription by RNA polymerase II.